Molecule: messenger RNA, 2695 nt
Organism: Thamnophis sirtalis
Lineage: Eukaryota; Metazoa; Chordata; Lepidosauria; Squamata; Natricidae
Source: RefSeq, a predicted model, not a curated record
UUUGCAAGAUGGAGUGUUGGCGCCCCGCCUUCUUCCUCUGCUUUUGUCCAGCCUUUUUCAACGAGGCUCCGAUUGGGUCGGUGACGUGCUUGUCCUACCGCGGGUCCAAUCGCAGCAGGCUUGCUUGCCAACGAGCGAACCGGGAACUUGCAACAAGGUCGUAAAGAAGAGAAUGGCUGGUGACUAUGAUUUGUUAAAAAGUCUGCAGAAUAACUUGGAAGAACUGAACCAUCUUCGGGCAAAAUACUUAACAUCAACGAAACGUCCAUCAUCUGUUGGGAUUAAAUCGUUUUUUUGUGAUCAACAGCAACUGCCAGGGGAGAAUAUGAACAUCCAGUCAUUUGCUCCUAGGAAGAGUAUUCGCCAUCGUAAUCCAUAUUGGCCUGAUGAAGAAAUACGGACCUUCAUUGAGAUCUGGGGGGAUGACGAAGUCCAAGCCUCACUGGCCACCAACUUUCGCAAUGAGGCACAGUAUGAAUGGAUCUCUGAUAGGAUGCGAGAGUUUGGCUAUGACCGGGAUAUGAAGCAGUGUCGCUUACGUGCCAAGGAGCUUCGGCGAGGAUACAAGGCAAUUGUUGGUGGAAAUAACUCUUCUGUGAGUGGUCAACGGGCCUUGCCAUUUUAUGAUUCCUUGAACAGUUUCCUGUGCAUGCACAAGGGUCUUGUGGUGUCCAAAGUUUCUCUAUCUAUAGAUAGGAGGAAUCGCGAAGUCCAAAAGUUGGCCUUGGAGCAAGAAAAAAAUGAAAAGCUAAGUGUUGUCUUGGUUUCUGAUGAUGAUGAAGCAUCCAUCCCAGAACCUACAGAUGACUCCAAUUUUCAAGAUGCACAGACGGAUUCCGAACCUGUACAUGCCCAGUCUCCAGGUGAUGAAUGGGAACCACAUGGAGAAGAUGGCCUUCUUGCAGGAGAUGUGGGUUCACCUAGUUUCCCUAAUACAAGAGGAGAUGGUCAUUCCGUCAGUUCAGGCCCAUCCGGCAGUUUUUCCAGGGCAUCCCUGGUUGAUGCUGACAGAAUAAGCAACAACCACUGGAAUAGGAAACAGAGGAGAAAAACUGAAACUACUUCAGACAUAGUAGAUGCCAUUUCCCAAGUGGGUGACAGACUGGUAAACGCUCUGUCUGAUUUGCACUCAAAACACAGCGAAACCUCAGAACUUGCACAGAGUAGAGCAUGUGAUUCCCAUAAAGAGGAAUUUACCAUACUUGCCAAUCAUAUAAAUCAGGCUUCUCAAAACGUGGACAAACUGAUUGCUCUCAUGGAGACGUCUACCAGGAGGAUAGCAGAUGCCAUGGACAGACAGACAGUUGCCUUGGAGAACCUGGCACAAUUGUUUGCUGCAAGAGCACCAGCAAUUUCAGUGCCCUUGGCACCCCAGGAGCAGUCUAUGAUGGUGCCUACUCCCAGAAUUUGUGUAUCAGUCCCAGUAGAAUUAUACAAUACUGUGAACACUUUAACAGGAAAUUGCACUUCUAAUCAGAAAGCACAAGAUUUGCCUGCUGAAGACUGUCAACCAGUGGCAAAGAAAAUAAAAACAGAAGACGACUUAAUAUAAUCUGUUCAGAAAUCCUCAGAUGUUCUGUUCUUCUCUCAUAAGAUGAACAUUUGUCCUUAUUUGCUCAUUUUUUCAAAGGCAAUUGGGUGGGGGAGAAGAAAUCAGGAAUAGAUGGUAUAAAAAAUAUUGUGGCUUCUUUAUUUUUUUUAAUAAAAAGAUUUGUAGCUAGACCAGUAUAUUUGUAGGGGGAUUUAUAUAUAGUUUGGAAGGACGAAUGCUGCUCGUUAGAUGAAAUUGUACGGUUCAUUGCCAUUCCAUUCUGUAGAUUUCUGUUCUGCUGCUUAAGCACGCAAUAAGCUGUUGUCCUGUACACACUUACUUGGACAUAAAAUACUAGGUUUUAUUUCAGAUUGUGAUUGUGGUCAGGAUGUUGGCUUUGGACCUGAAGAACAUAUUCAGUAAGCACAGCCAUGAACAUGUGAUGUUUUUAGUAGAUUAUACUGAGGCACAAUUUUUUGAUCUCUAGAUGGGUAAUACAAAAUUACAUCAUUUAGUCAUUCAAAGAUAAACCAUUUAAAAAAGUUGUAAAUCAUGCACAUUUUCACUGGCAUAGAAGAUAAGAAAGAAUAGAGAACUCUGUGCUAUAGUACUCCUGUUAUUAAAUCAAUAAGAUACCCUACUACUAUUUGGCUAUUUUUUUCUCCCUAAUUUCACUGAAGCCACGUGCCAGAUAAAUCAAUUAGCAGCACAAAAUUUUAUCCCUUUUUUUUUAACAUACACACUUUUCAAUAUUAUUGUGCCGCUUUUGGAAGAUUGCAAGCCAACCCUUCAAAGCCAUGUUCAUGCCUUUUGCACUUAGAAGCUGAAAUGAAGCCAAAUGCAUUGGGAAAGGAAGCAUAGGAAAUUUCUCACUUAAAGCCACUUCACUGUAGUCCCAUGAGUUCUAUGUGAUUGAAACUCUUGUCCUGUGUUAAAGAUGAGAAAACUGUGUCUCAUUAAUUGUUGGACACCAGUUCCUAUCAGCAGCAGCCACAACGUCCCAUGGCAGGGCAUUUGAGGAGCCAGCUUUCUCACCUCUGGACUGAAUUCAGCAUUUGUUUCUAAUAGCAGCAAGCCAGGUAUCUUGGGCAAAUCACUAGGAAUGACAAAUACCUGACUUCUGCGGUGGAUAUAAAAAAUCGAUACACCCGUUAAAAUGCCAGG